Molecule: messenger RNA, 1556 nt
Organism: Dermatophagoides farinae (American house dust mite)
Lineage: Eukaryota; Metazoa; Arthropoda; Arachnida; Sarcoptiformes; Pyroglyphidae
Source: RefSeq, a predicted model, not a curated record
GAAUUUGAAUUAUAUAUUUUUUUUUAUUAUUAUUCUAAACAGGGUUUUUUAUGAUUUAGCAAUUUUUUCUCAACAAUCAAUCAGCUGAUAUUAACCAUUAAUCAACCACUAAAGAAAAAAAAUGAUAUUAAUUUAAUGAAUGAAUAAAUAAAUGACGCCCUUUUGAUUGACAACCACAUUGAUGUCUGUUGUUUUUAUCUUGGGUUUUUUUUAAACACUAAUUUUCCUACAGCAAAAUCACAUCCAGAACAAUAAUAAUAACGACGACAAAAAUAUUUUUUUCUAUUUGAUGAUAUUCUUUCUCUGUGAAUCCACCUCAUUAUUAUUAUUUUUUUUUUUUUUUUUGGUUUAAUCAGUUCAUUAUAACCAUCGAUCGCCUUUGUACCUGCCAUAGCUGAGUUUGUGUGAGUGUGUGUGUGUUACCUGUGAUACCUGGAAUUUUGUUUUUUUAUUUAUUUGUUAUUUAUCCACUUCAAAAAUCAUUUCUAUUAUUAAUCACUAAAGCGAAAAAAAAGAAAAUUUUAUUUAAACUACUAUAUACGUGCCUCCUUCGAUGCCUGAGUGAUCAUAAUUUGGUGUGUGUGUGUGUUUGUGUAAUCAGCUAUCCACCCGUGAAGUUUCAUAUAUUGAUAAUGAUGAUGAUGAAUCAUACCAUGAUAAUUACAAACGAAAAAUCUAACAUGUCGGCCAUUAACAAUGACAUUGAUGACCAACAACAAAAACAGCAACCAUUGACGGUGAAUGAGAAAAUGGAUGAUGAUAAUGAUAAUAAUAAUAAUGUACAACCGAUAGCGGAAAAGGAUUCUUCUUCAUCAUCUAAAAUGAAUGUUGAGUAUGAGUGCAAAAUUGAUAAAAAUGACGAAAUUGUUGAUGAUUUGGAAUGUGAAAAAAUUGAAUCUUUGAUACAAACAUUGGAUCAAAUCGAGCUAGAUUCAUUACCAUCUGUUGAUGAUGAUCGAUCUGAACAUGAUUCGAUAAAUUGUGCAAAUAAUAAUACGAUGAACGUAGUGGUGGAUGAUCUCAAAUCAGUCAACAAUAAUGAUAAUUUCGAAGUACCACAAAUGUUGGAAAUUGAUGAGAAAAUUAAAAAUGAAGAAACGUCUUCUACAGUGGAGAAAAUUGUUGAAAUUCCAAAACCAAGAGAACGAAAAUCAAAAUGUUUGUCGAUUAACAAAAUUGAACAACCAAUUGAAAUACAAUCUGAAAAAAUGUCAUCAUCAUCCACAAAUAAGACAAAAGAUUAUCCAGAUGAUCUUAAUCCUUUUGGUGAUGAUGAUGAUGACGAUGAUACGAAUGUUGUAGAAAUUCAUGAACCAUCUGGACUCAAAACUGUGAUUAAAAUUGAACAUUAUCCGGCCGAUCUAAAUCCAUUUGGUGAUGAUAUUGAUAGUUGCAAAGUUGAAAUUUCCAAACAAAAUUCUAGUUCAUUAAAUCCAUUCGGAUCAGAUGAUGAAGAUGAAGAACCAAUUGUUAAAUCAAAAAUUUUAAAUCAUCAUUCACCAGAACAACGACGAUCAUCAUUGAACACCAUUGCCACCAUCAUCAUUGUCGAAUAA